Messenger RNA from Naegleria lovaniensis, 636 nucleotides. RefSeq lists its product as uncharacterized. NCBI's taxonomy places the organism in Eukaryota, Heterolobosea, Eutetramitea, Acrasida, Naegleriidae. The coding region runs from base 1 to 636 and encodes 211 amino acids. The record is from RefSeq and is a predicted model, not a curated record. The transcript has a single exon.
AUGAACAACCAGAGUCGUGAGGAGAAUAAUUCAAACAACCCUCGUUUCACCUCCUCCCAUCAUCCAUUCCUUCAACCUAUAUUCCCACCAAAUCCCAAUCUUUUCACUCAACAAAAUCCAUCCUCUCAACCAAUUUUCCCUCCAAAUCCCGCCAUUUUCUCCCCAAAUCUCUCUUUUCAACCUGGAUUCCCUCCACCAUGGAUUCCUUUAAAUCCCUUCUCUCCUCAAUCAUAUCCAAUCAUUCCACCAUUUCCUCCAAGAAUUUCAGAACAAACAUCAACAAAGGACCAAGAAUCACCCAAGUUGGAACAUGUUGACAAGUCUGUCAACCCCCUCAAAUCACCCAAUCCUACCAGAGAAAUUGAAAAAACCUUUCAAAAUUCAAAAAGGGUCUUGGCGAUAAAAGAGCAACCACAAAUGAUAUACAAGCAUCCUUAUCAAAAACGUUCCAUGAUGGAACGUAUUGACAAAUGGCGUAAAUUGAAAGGCGUUGGUGGUUUUGGUGGUUUCUCUAUCCCUCCAUACGAGGGCCCUUUCAAACCCGCAGCCGCAGCAAACAGCCGAAAAGGACGGCUGCCAGCUCCUGCUGACUUCCCAAACUUUGUGGAAAUCCAGAAUCCUCCAGAAUCCGGAUGA